CAGGGUGUGGCAUGAGGAGCAGUUACAGAGCUGUGUGUUUCUCUCCUCUUGCUGAAAACGUGUAAAUGAGAGAUAACCACGUUCUUCUGAUUAAAGCCCAUAUAACUCCUGAACUGCAUCCGUAAUUCUCUAACCGGAGUCACCGGCUCUAAUCUGCGCACCCGUGGAGAUCCAAACUCUCCAUUACACUGGUCCUUUGAGCCGAGUAGAACUCCUCCACGACACUAUGGAUUCAGCAGAGCCAGGCGUUACUUCUGCUACCCAGGACGCCCCAGAGAGAGCGGCAUCCACCCCGCUACCUGAGUGACUACCUGGUGGGCUCUGUUCCUCAACUAGAUGAACCUCCAAAUAAUCUAGCUCAUCCAUCAGGGCAACGGGCUAGCAAUUCGAGUUCCUCCUCUGUGAGGAGCAAGCACAUGUCACACACAUCCAGAUGCCGACCUCGUGGGUCACAGGCGUCACCUGAAGGUAGUGGGACGUCACGCCACUCUACAAGACUGUCUACCUUCAAGGCUGGUUCAGGUUCCUAUCCGAGCUCCUUUCGCUCAGCAGCGAGUAUACACCCCAGAUAUGCUCUGUCGCCGGUUCAGGAAGCAAUACUACAGGAGAGCAUCCACCGCUUGGAGCUUGUAGAAUUGCAGAGCCAAAUCAUAGAGGACAGCAACGCUGACCUGGAGUAUCAAUGCCUAAACACUCAAGCUAGGGAAGCCCAACGCUUACAGCAGGAAGCACAAGAAGCACGGGAAGCCAUUGCUAAACGUCUCGACAGGCAGGGACGGCUCAAAAAGAAGGAGAAAGAAUUCCAGGUAGCCAAGCUGGUUACCUCCCUACUUCAAGAGCCAGAGGGGAAAGGGACUCGUAGUGGCACGGCGUCACCCAGGAGCUGCCAGUCUUCACCAGCUCUGGUUGCUCCACUCCCUGUCAACUAUAAAAGCGCAGUCCACUAUUCUUCUGCCCCUCAUUUAUAUGCUUCGUCACCUAAUCACGAUGCAAUAGGUGACUUGCCCAGUAAUUUCCCUUACUCACAGCCCUCUCGAACUAGAAUACCUGAUCAUGACACUUCCAUGCCCACGUCUUCAUACGUGGGACCCUCACUACCACCGCCUCUCUUCGAGCAUCCCCCUGCGCCACAGAACAUGCAGCCUCCACCAGCUCAACCAGUGAUGCAACACCCAUUCCCUCAACCUGCUGGCGUCUCUCCUGCAAUGCAUCCACCAUCGCAGGUGACUCUUCCUGCUGCAGCCACCACAGCAUUUCACCCAGCUCGCACCAUGCCUGCUCACUCUGAGCUCCCUAUCAUGUCACACCAAGCCUCUGCAGUUCCUACUGCUAUUCAAGGCCCACAAUAUUUCGCAGCAGGACCACAUUUUACUACCAGUUCUGCUCACCCAUACCAGCACAUGAACUCUGCUGCAAACCCCAUGGUCCCCAUUCAACCUUCACUCCCACCAGAGCAUCUAGGCUCAGGCACCAUGAGUACCUCUCUUUAUGGUAUUCCUCAGCCAAUUCUCCCAGUAUUUGAACGUGACCGUGAGCGUGACUCUGCCCUUCUCAAAAUGGCCCUGGAUAACUUGAUGGGCAGCCAUGGACACCUGACUGAACAAUAUAAAUAUCAGGUGCUUCUGGGCCACCUGAAGCUGCCUAGUGCUCUACACCUGGCAAAGGCUUACAUGUAUGACACCCGGCCUUACACUGCAGCUUUACAGGCCUCGCAGGAUAAAUACGGUCAACCCCGGCAGCUCGUCCAGUCAGAACUAGGCGCCAUCCUCAACUCACCUGCUAUCAAGUUUGGUGACUCUGAGGCCUUUGAAUCAUUUGCCCUCUGUUCAAUCUCUACUAGGCAUGCUUGGGACACUUGAAGGACCAAAUGGAUUCGAGCUGAGGUGUGGAUCCCACGUGGAUCGCCUUCUGAGCAAGAUGCCACCAUCUUUCAGGGAUGGUUUCAUUGAACAUUGUCUUUACUUAUCCUAAGUAAAGGUGACCAGGCUUUGGAAACCUACGCAGUCUUGGAUGAUGGCUCAGAAUGAAGCAUCAUUCUCCCUCAAGCAGUGCAGCAACUGAAUUUUUGUGGCCGACCAGAGACCCUCUACCUACAGACCAUCCAGCAGAAUGUCGAACAGCUCCAGGGCAGUUCUGUAUCGUUUGACCUUUCUCCAAAGUACAUGCCCUCCCAGAGGUACCGGAUCCACAAGGCCUUCACUGCCGAAGGUCUGAAUCUUGCCGAAUACUCCUACCCAGUGGCUGCACUCCAGCAAAGAUAUAAACACCUCAGAGGCCUGCCCUAACAGCCAGUUGACCAUGUUCGUCCAAUGCUCCUUAUAGGUUCAGAUAUGCCACAUCUCUUGGUUCCCAUAAAGCCAGUUCGUGCAGGACCCCCAGGUGGUCCUAUUGGUGUCUGUACCCAACUAGGUUGGUCGCUCCAGGGUUCUACCAGUCUAGCCCAGCCUACCUAGACCUCACAAUGUCUCCGCAUCUCCACUGUUUCCCCUGCUACUGAGCUCUUUAUGAACACUGAGCGCCUCUGGCAAGUUGACACGCUCCCUUAUGGAAACAGGAAGGCAGUCACCCGCUCCAAGCAGGACCAGCAAGCCGUUGCCAUGCUCCAAGCAUCCACCACCAGGGUCGAGGUUGAGGGCGUCCAACGGUAUGCUACCCCCUUACUCAGCCGAGCUAAGGCUACUCCACGCAAUGAAGGAAACAGUGCUGCCCUGUCUUUGUAGCAUCGAGCAAAGACUUGCCAAGGACCCGAAAAGAGCAGAAGUCUACUGCAAGGAAAUAUGGAAACUGGAAGAGAAUGGUUAUGUGGCUAAGGUACCACCAGAAGAGGCUAAUCAGACUGCCGAGUCCUGGUACAUUCCUCACCAUAUGGUGAACCAUAAUGGUAAGGACCGGAUAGUCUUUAAUUGUUCGUUCCAACACCAAGGUCAGUCCUUGAACAAACUUCUUCUCCCUGGACACCCACUUGGACCUACUCUGCUAGGCAUUCUCCUCAGGUUCCGUCAACAUGCUGUGGCAGUGAGCGGAGAUAUUAAGAGCAUGUUCCACCAAAUCUGCCUUUUACCCGCUGACAAGCCAGUGCUAUGUUUCAUCUGGAGGAACAUGGAGAGAGAGCAGGAGCCGACUAUGAGUGGCAGGUCCUUCCAUUUGGGACGACAUGUAGUCCCUGCUGUGCCAUCUACGCUCUCCAGCAGCACAUUCGAGAUAGUGCAGAGUGCCAGCUUGGGUUGGCAGAGACAAUUGAGCAGUCCUAUGUGGACAAUUGUCUGUACAGUGCAUCCUCUGCUGAAGAGGCCAAGAGCCUGGUUGAUGACCUAUGCCAGCACCUAUGCACUGGAGGGUUUGAGGUCUGCCAAUGGGCAAGAAAUGUUCCUACGGUCAUCGAGCACCUCCCACCUGAGGCAUGUUCUGAAAGCAGCGAGCUGUGGCUCUCUAAGAGCAGUACUGAUCUUCAGGAGCCUACUCUGGGCCUACGUUGGAACUGCCUGAAUGAUUCCUUGGGGUAUAAGCAUCGCCCUUCGGAGGCAUCAGUGCCUACACCGAGGAGCCUUUACCAUGUACUCGCCUGUCAGUACGACCCCUUGGGGUACACUGUUCCAUUUACCACCAGGGCUAAAGUCCUGAUCCAAGACCUGUGGAAGGAGAGGAUUGGAUGGGACGAUCCAGUUUGACCUCAAUCUCUGCUGGACAGAUGGCGUACUUGGGAACAGGAACUUCUGCACCUCAUCCACCUAGAGUUCCCGUGAGAGCAUGUACCGCCGAAUAGACACCUGCAUGGUCACCAGGGAGCUCCAUAUCUUUUGUGAUGCGUCAGAACGAGCAUACAGCUCUGUUGCCUACAUGCGGACCUUAAAUGACCACCUACAAGUUCACGUUUCUUUUGUGCUUGCCAGGUCUCGAGUAGCCCCAAAGAAGCAAUUGUCAAUGCCCCACCUUGAGUUGAGUGCUGCCCUAACUGGUGCACAGCUUGCCAAUGUUCUCCAGGCGGAGCUCACUGUGCCCAUCCAUCCAAUCGUUCUGUGGUCUGACUCCACCGCAGUACUCUACUGGAUCAAGUCAGAGUGCUGCAGGUACAAGGUCUUUGUUGGCACAAGAGUCGUGGAGAUCCAGAACCUGACUGAGCCUGAUAGCUGGAGGUAUGUGACUUCACCAACCCGGCAGACGACAUAACUCGUGGUUUACUCCUGGUUGAGCUGGCAAGCCCACAUCGAUAGUCAAGGUCCAGAGUUUCUCCAGUUACCUGAGGAUGAUUGGCCCACCAUGCCAUUCCCCAAUCCUGAGUCUGAUGACAGCAAGCUACAGAAGUCUGCUAUGGUUGGGAAUUUGACUAAUCUUACCUGAUCCUCAGCUCCCAGCUGUCGAAGAUUUUUCCACAUGGAAAGAUCUCAUUGAAGUCACAGCCAGGUCCCUUGACGGGGCAGCCAAUCCCCAGACCAGCAAUCAGCCUUGUGAAGCAACUGACUACUUCGCCAAAGCCCAGGUAGACUCAUUCCCUGAUGAGCUCAAGUCCAACCGGCCACUUCCAUCUGACAGUCGCUUAGGUGCUCUGUCUCCUGAAUAUGAUGAAGUUACUGGUCUUCUCAGGGUUGGCGGUCGUCUUCGCCGAGCUGAGAUCUUGGAGAUUGAUACUAUCCACCCGAUAGUCUUGGAUCCGCACCACUGCCUAACGAAACUGAUCAUCUAACACUAUGACAGUGCUCUUCUGCACCCUGGACCACAGCGGGUACUUGCUGAACUGCGACGGAAGAUCUGGGUUCUGCGGGGAAGAGAUAAGCAAGCAUCAACACUCCUGUCAAGAAUGUCAGCUGUAGCAAGCUAAGCCUGACGUGCCCAAGAGGGCCGACCUCCCAUCUUCUCGCUUACGUCUGUACAAGCCCCCAUUCUACUCCACAGGAGUAGACUGCUUCGGGCCGUUCCAUAUCAAGAUUGGGAGCUGAAAUGAGAAGAGAUGGGGGAUCUUGUAUAAGUGCAUGACAACCCGCUGCCUGCAUCUUGACCUCCUUGAAAGCUUGGACUCUGAUGCCUUCUUGAUGUCACUCCGAUGCUUUAUUUCACACCGUGACACACCCUUUGCCCUUCUCUGUGACAAUGGCACAAACUUUGUUGGAGGAGAUUGAGAGCUGCAGGAUGCCUUUGCUGCAAUGACACCACAACUGAAGGAGCAGUUGGCCAAGCAAAGGAUCACUUUCCGCUUCAAUCCACCAGUGGCUCCUCACUUUGGGGGAACUUGGGAGAGGGAAGUAAAAUCCAUCAAGACCGCUCUAAAGGUCAUUCUCAAGGAUCAGACAGUGUCUGAGACUGUUCUCCGUACAGUCCUCAUUGAAGUUGAGGGCAUCAUGAAGGCAAAACCACUUGGUUACCUCUCCUCAAAUGUGGCAGAUCCCCUUACUCCCAAUAUACUCACAAUGGGACGCCGGGACUCAUCCCUACCACAAACGGUCUACGAUUCUACUGACCUAAUUGGCACCUGUCGCUGGAAACACAGCCAGGUGUUGGCUGAUCACUUUUGGGCCACCUUCAUAUGCCACUACUUACCAGGUUUGCAAGAAAGGCAGAAGUGGAGAAAGGAUGGAAAAGAGCUGUCAGUCGGUCAGGUGGUUCUCAUCGUAGACCCGCAGCUUCCUUGGGCACUUUGGCCAGUGGGGAGGGUCAUACAGAUGUAUCCUGGGGCUGACCAUCGUAUCCGUACUGUGGCUGUGCAGGUGAAGGACAGAACAUACCUGUGGCCUGUGUCCAGACUGGUGCAGCUCCCAAGCCUUCCAGAUACAGAGGACUCUUAAUAACCUUUCCUAUGUUCAAAAGGUCUAAGAAGACUUUUGGGGCUGGCUGUGUAUGAAAGCCUUGUUAAUAUUAAGCUCUGUUCCUUCUAAGUUCUGUUGCUGCUGGUCCUUUAAGAGAGGCGGAGUUUCACCUGAGGUUUUUUCUGCUGCCUGUGCAUGUGCAGCCUGCAUGAUCAGGGUGUGGCAUGAGGAGCAGUUACAGAGCUGUGUGUUUCUCUCCUCUUGCUGAAAACAUGUGUAAAUGAGAAAUGUAAGUAACAGCUGAUUUGUUAUCACCAACAUGUAUGCAUCCUGGAGAUCAUUGUUUGUUUAUCCAGAUAUUUCUUGGUUUGUUAAAUGUCAGUUAACUGAAUCGGUUGUUGAUUUAUUUGCACUCCUGAUUUCCGUUGCUGUUGGUAUGCACUGAAGAGAUUUAUAUUCUGAUUUAUUUUUACCUCCUGUUAAUGAGGUUUGUUCAUUAUUAUUGUUGAUGGUUAUUGUUCGUCAGAUGAUUGACAUGCUAAGUUAGCACCCUGUAACAUGCUGUGUGUUAAUAUCUGUAUCAUUUUACUGAUAUACUGUGUGUUCACAGAACCACGGUC
This is a messenger RNA of Thalassophryne amazonica, 6358 nucleotides long. Its product is annotated as arginine-glutamic acid dipeptide repeats protein-like. The coding region runs from base 417 to 1859 and encodes 480 amino acids. The transcript has 2 exons. NCBI's taxonomy places the organism in Eukaryota, Metazoa, Chordata, Actinopteri, Batrachoidiformes, Batrachoididae. The record is from RefSeq and is a predicted model, not a curated record.